GAAGAGCUGCAGGCUGGAGCCACAGAGUUCUUCCUGGUAACAGCUGAUGCUGCAGGUCAUGUGACCUGUGCUCUGGUUCUUAGAGCCGCUCUCAGUCAGACUGUCAGAGUCAGUCAGGAGAACUCAGGAACAUGGCUUCAUCCUUCCUCUGCUUCACCCUCCUCUUCAUCACCAUCUACACUGCAGAUGGAUUCAUGAUGUAUAGAGUGGAUCGCUGUGACUUUAACUCCACUGAGCUGAAGGACAUCGAGUUCAUCAGCUCUUACUACUACAAUAAGAUCGAGGUCAACAGGUUCAGCAGCAGUGUGGGGAAGUUUGUUGGAUUCACUGAGUACGGAGUGAAGAAUGCAGAGUACUGGAACAAUGACGCUUCAUUCAUGAGUCAAGUGAGAGCUUCUAAGGAGACGUACUGCCAACACAACAUUGGGAUCUGGUACAGCAACGCUCUGACUAAAUCAGUUCAGCCCUACGUCAGACUUCGGUCCACGACGCCUCUCUCCAGUCACCAUCCUGCCAUGUUGGUCUGCAGCGUCUACGACUUCUACCCCAGUGAGAUCAAAGUGAGCUGGCUCAGAGAUGGACAGGAAGUCACCUCUGAUGUCACUUCCACUGAGGAGAUGGCAGAUGGUGAUUGGUACUACCAGGUCCACUCCCACCUGGAGUACACGCCCAGGUCUGGAGAGAAGAUCUCCUGUGUGGUGGAGCACGCCAGCCUGAAGGAACCUCUGAGAACUGACUGGGACCCGUCCAUGCCUGAGUCAGAGAGGAACAAGCUCGCCAUCGGAGCCUCAGGACUGAUCCUGGGUCUGAUCUUAUCUCUGGCUGGAUUCAUCUACUACAAGAGGAAGGCCCGAGGUCGUAUCCUGGUUCCCACUAACUGAUCCUGGAUCCUGGAUCCUGGUCCUGUUUGUGUCUGAUGGAAUAAGAAGCAGCUGCUUCCUGUGUUCAGCAGACUGAUGAUCUGUCUGAACCUGAUCCAGGACCAUCUCAGUACUGCUGGUGAUUGUUGUGGUGUUCACUGGGAUGGUCCUGGAUCAGGUUUCAUGUGGACUCUGCUGUUUGAUGCUUUACUGUGUAACUGCUGAUGAAUCCAUGUAAUCCAGAUCUCAGUGAUUUUGGUUUCUCUGCUUAUCUGAUUCACAUUUAUAGAUUUUUACAGGAUGUCUUCAAACCAAAAUAAACAAACUCUCA
Molecule: messenger RNA, 1191 nt
Organism: Archocentrus centrarchus (flier cichlid)
Lineage: Eukaryota; Metazoa; Chordata; Actinopteri; Cichliformes; Cichlidae
Product: H-2 class II histocompatibility antigen, E-S beta chain-like
Exons: 6
Coding region: 132-881 (249 amino acids)
Biological process (GO): immune response; antigen processing and presentation
Cellular component (GO): membrane; MHC class II protein complex
Source: RefSeq, a predicted model, not a curated record